Molecule: messenger RNA, 4438 nt
Organism: Strongylocentrotus purpuratus (purple sea urchin)
Lineage: Eukaryota; Metazoa; Echinodermata; Echinoidea; Camarodonta; Strongylocentrotidae
Product: monocyte to macrophage differentiation factor 2
Exons: 7
Coding region: 129-878 (249 amino acids)
Cellular component (GO): membrane
Source: RefSeq, a predicted model, not a curated record
GGAUAUCGAUAAUAAUACACGGAAACGCCAAGGGUGUCGGUAAAAACCCGGAAUCGAGGCUGCGCCUAGAGGGGGUAUUCAUGUCAUUUUCUUCUUCAGUAGUCAUCUAAUAUAAUAUCUGAUCAACCAUGUGUGGCGGAGAUAUCAACAGGUGGAAGAACAACCCAGCCAAACCAGGUGUACCCUACGUCCCAACCAACCUGGAACACUUGGCUAACACCAUUACACAUGGGUUCUGCAUCAUACCGUCCCUCUAUGCCAGCCGUGAUCUAGUCAAAGAAGCUAUUACUUCUUCCCAAAAGACCAGUGCAACGGUCUUUGGUCUGGCGCUCCUCCUUCUCUUCAGUGUCUCCACCCUCUUCCACCUUGUCUCCUGGUCGGGUCUUGCAAAAACCUUGAGGUUUUAUCUUCACAUAAGUGACAGAGCAAUCAUCUACUUAUAUAUAGCAGCUUCAUAUACACCUUGGUUGAUGUUAACUGAUGUUGGUUACUAUGGCGGCCAUUUACGAUGGAUCAUGUGGUUUCUAGCCGUCUUGGGAAUCUUUUAUUCAUAUUGCUUCUAUGAGAAAUACAAGAGACUGGAAACCGUUUUCUAUGUUAUCCUUGGUACAGUUCCUGCAUUGGUUGUUUUAGAAUCACCCCCUAAGAAUGGUAUGUACGAGCUCGCUUUGGGAGGCAUCCUCUACAUCUCGGGCGUGGUGUUCUUCAAGAGCGAUGGCAUCAUCCCCUGCGCCCACGCCAUCUGGCAUCUCUUUGUUGUGAUGGGGGCCUACACGCACCUCAGCGCCAUCCAGAGGUACCUGAUCGGCUGCAGGGUGCCCGGUGUGGACCCUGAGCCCAGCCACCUACCCGACUGCAUCACUGGAGGAUCAUUAUGAUGUCAAGUGUCAGCAGUGGGAUAGUGGCAGGAGUGGGAUAGUGGCAGGAGUGGGAUAGUGGCAGGAGUGGGAUGGUGGCAGGAGUGGGAUAGUGGCAAGAGUGGGAUAGUGGCAGGAGUGGGAUAGUGGCAGGAGUGGGAUAGUGGCAGGAGUGGGAUAGUGGCAGGAGUGGGAUAGUGGCAGGAGUGGGAUAGUGGCAGGAGUGGGAUAGUGGCAGGAGUGGGAUAGUGGCAGGAGUGGGAUAGUGGCAAGAGUGGGAUAGUGGCAAGAGUGGGAUAGUGGCAAGAGUGGGAUAGUGGCAGGAGUGGGAUAGUGGCAAGAGUGGGAUAGUGGCAGGAGUGGGAUAGGAUACAAUUCAGCAUAGUCUCUAGCUGUUCUACAUCCUUUAAAGCACAAGUCCACUCCACUGAAAAGUUGAGCUGAUUAGAUAGAUAACAAUUUUAAAAGCCCACAUAUAACUUGGUUUUGGAAAAUGGUGCUCUUAUUUUUAAUAAUUUUGUUUAAUGAGUAAAAAACAAGUAAAUGAUUGAGCCGGUUCUCCCCACAAUGUAUUUUUUGUGACAUAGGGUCCUCACAGCACAGAUUCAUAAUGUAACCAAAUUUAAUGCAUACAUCUUUGUGCAGUGCUUCGGUACAAACUAUUUCAUUCACCUGAUAAGAAUAAGAGUAUUUCCACAGUCAGAAUGCAAACUGCAUAUAUUUAGUGUUGCUAGGUAGGGCAAGACAUAUUUUUGUCCUACCUGGCAACGACUAAUGUUGCGUUUCGGUUCUAUUGUCUAUUGAAAUACUAUUAUUGUUAUGAGGUGAAUGAAAUAGUUUGUAUCGAGGCACUUCACAAAGACGUAUGCAUUAAAUUUGGUUACAUUACAAAAAUAGCCUAUUGUCAGAAUGUAUACUGCUGGCACUUUCGUUGUGAGGAGCAUACGUCACAUCCGUGCAGCAAUUUAAAUGUUUUGCUUGAAAUAACCAAAACAAAAAUUGCUUUUAAAAAUCACCUGAUUGAAGUUCGCCCAUGGUAGUUGGCAGUUGUAAUCUUUGAUUUAUUUACAACAUGCUAUAAUUUUUGAAAAUUGGAGUGUACUUGGGCUUUAAUAUUUGAGAUCCUCAGACCAGCCAUGUACAUGUACAUAAAUUCAUCACUGGAUCAUAGUGAUGCAGGGUAUGCUCUGUCGUCUAUUUCAGUAAUGACUCAAGUUUAUCUGUGUCUAUAUGUUGUCUGAAUCUAAACCAUAUCAACAUCUUAACCCCCCCCCCCCCAACCACAAAUCGCUGUUUUGAUAGAAUUAUUAUUUGGCAUGAAACUUCCAUGGAGUUUGACCAGCUCCAAAAUAUGCCUAGUUUCUGUUAAAGUUUGCAGUAAUGUAUCUGUGGAAGCGCAAUAUACAUUUGUAGAUAUCUCAUAAUGUUUAAUGUAUUGGUCAUAGGAUCUUAGAGAUCACAGGGUCCUGUAUAUUUGUACAACAUUUUUAUAUUGCAAAUGAUUGCAUAAUAUUAGACUGUAUACGUUCAAAGUUUAAUGUAUAUAAAUAAGGCUCAUUUGUUAUGUUGACACUUGACAGGCACAGACUGAGCACUUUAUAUUUUUAGACUUUGUAUUAUUUCACCAUAUCUUGCUAACAUUGUCCGUACUUAAUUUGAAUCACUGCUGUCUUAGAAUUACAGUCAACUCUGCAUAACUCAAGUCUGUUGGGAACGCAAAAAAUAGUUUGACAUUUGCAAAAUCCUCUUAGGAACUGAAAAUAACGCAUGUUUUGGUCAAAAAAAUUGAUUUGGCCUUCAGAAAAUUUAACUUGUGCGACUUUGAAUAAUGCAGAGUUAAUUGUAUAUGCAGGGAUUGUAGAAAAUAAAAAGUUUCGUUUAUUUACUUGACAGUUUUAUAUAACAUGAUAAUUAAGCUUGACUUGAACAAUUUGACUAUAUGUACACUAUGUAACUCAUUCUUUUCUUGCCUAUGUAUUUGAUAGAUCUGUAAUACUACUACUAAUAAUAAUAUGUCUUGUUUACCCAGGGUAGCCUCAUCAGUAUUCAUACUGUUCUCUCUAAGGGCCCUGCAAUCAUAUCAUUACCCCGGCUUUAACCGAGCUACCAUGAAAAGGUGCUCAGGCAUUCAAGGAAUUUCCUCCUGCCGAGUACCCAUUUACCUCACCUGGGUGGGGUAUGGCAAAUGUAGAUUAAUGUCUUGCCAAAGGACAUAUGUAGUCAUAAGCGCACGUGAUAUUCAGUUUUACUUAAAUGUUACUAAUUGAAAAUUCCAAAUGUUGGCAGCUAUGUGUAGAUAAGAUCGAUAAGUUUUUUUAGAUAUAAAACAUUUAUACGCCUAGCCUUGCAAUAUUUCAUUGUGCAAUUUAACAGCAAACGAAGGAAGGUAUGUUUAAAUAAUACUUUGAAAUAUAUAUUUUACAAUUUACUGAAAAAUGCUGAAAAUUGGUGCUUGAUAAGGUAAAGUUUUUUCAGGUGCAAAGAGACACGUUUGCAAAGGUUGUAAUAAUAAAAAUGAAUACGUCAAAUAUAUUUUCAAAUUAUGGAGUUGAUACUCUUAUGUGUAAAAAGUUCAUAUGGGAAGUAAUUCAAUGAUCAUUCUUCUCGUUGAGGAGGGUAGUAGAUGCAUUAUAUUUUAAGAAAAAGAAUCUGCACCAAAGAUUUCAUUUGAUGAUUUAUUCAAGUCACCUUUAAUACACACUGCUAGGGCGACAUUUGUACCCAUUGUAGUAUUUUGCUUCAACUUGAAUAUAUUUGUGAACUGAUUUGUUACAAAUAUGUAAACCUUGGUUUUUUAUAAAAGAUAUAUAUAAAGAUAUUAAAAGUUAGAGUAUGUGAAUUCCAGUUUUCUUUACCUUGUGAAUUAGAAGUUUGUGAACUUCAUCAUCAUUUGAACAUUUACACCUCUGAAUUCAAAAUCUGUAUUGAAGUUGUGAUAUGUAUGUAUGUACACACUAGAUUUAAAGAUUAAAAUCCUUUAUAUAUUUGUGAUAUCCUGUGAAAUCAUAUUCAAAAUGUUAUAAAGAUAGUUAUUUAUUUUCAUGAUGCUGUUCAUUAUCAUGUCCAUUGAAGCAACAGAUAUUCUCCAUAAAUAACAUUGUCACUAAUUGUAAUAACUGUGUUUUCCGAAGGCUGCUUGUAUAUACAUUCUCUAUGUAUAGAAGAUCAACGGUUGUAAAAUAAUUUUCUUUUUGUAAUGUACACCUUACUUCAUAUUCUACCAAUUCUAAUUAUUAUUUUUUCUUUGUAUCAAACAAAAAUGUGCUCUCAUAAUUACAAUUCUGAAUCAGCAAAUUUCCAAACGACUCCCUACCUCAAAGAGAAGGUCUGGGGCCUGUUUCACAGAACUUGUCAUCAGUGACAAAUGACAGUUUUCGUUAUAAGCUAGUGAAAUCCUUGCUUCUGAUUGGUUAUCAGCAGAUUUGUGACUGAUUUGUGUAAUUUGUCAUCGUAAAAAGGCUCUGUGAAACGGGUCCCUGAUGUUAUUAGUUGCUAACAAAUGCUUAUUUCAUAAACCUAACGAUCAUAGUGUGUGUGAUGUAGAAUUUGAAUAAAAUUGUGAACACCGAAUCUUGAAGGAA